CAACCUUUUUCGCCGACCCCCGCCUAACAACCUCAUUCCAUCACUCAUACCAGUCGCUAUGUCUGGAUUAUCCCCACAGCCCUCGGAAGGCGUUUACGAACCCAAACCUGCACUGGGCAAUGCAACCACCAUAGGUCUUCAAGCAGGUAUUGUCGGCGCGUUUGUAAGUGCAGUUCAAAAUGCCUUGGGAUCGCAUUCUCGAGGCGCUGCUGGGUUCUUGACACGCAGUGGAGGCACUAUUGGAACUUUCGCCGCCAUGGGCGCUGCUUUUGCGUUCACGGAGUCAGCUGUAGCGAAUCAACGAGAAACCAACGAUGCGCUGAAUGGCAUUGCGGGUGGUUGUGCAGCAGGAUUCCUCGCGGGUCUUCGAACACGCUCAAUACCGGUUGCACUUGGGUCGUGCGUCGUAAUAGGCGCAGCUAUGGGCACGUUCGACUACGCAGGGGAAAUCGCUGGCAGGUCGAAAGAGGAAAAGGAAGAGAAGAAAAAGAAGUUCUUCAAGCCAGUACCUCAGCCUGUCCACCACGCUUCCGAGUAAAUGCAUCAUCACUCUAUAGCCCACCAUGCCAAUUCUAUAUAGAUUUAAAUGCUGGCACCGAGCUU
Suillus paluster is the source of this 603-nucleotide messenger RNA. RefSeq lists its product as uncharacterized. The transcript is spliced from 3 exons. Lineage: Eukaryota; Fungi; Basidiomycota; Agaricomycetes; Boletales; Suillaceae. Gene Ontology annotation, biological process: mitochondrial respiratory chain complex I assembly. The record is from RefSeq and is a predicted model, not a curated record. Bases 59 to 538 code for a protein of 159 amino acids.